CGUCACGAGACUCGAGGAAGCUGCCGAUCCACGCGCGCGCGCUCACUGAGAUCCGAGAUAUUAAGGGCUGAACAGGCAAGACAUUGGCGAGAGAAGAGAUUGGAGGAUGUGGAGGUGAUCGGACCUGCUGAUGACUGGUGCCAGGAGUGAAGAUCGGCCUCUGUGGAAGAGGCCCAUGAGAUAUUAAGGGCUGAACAGGCAAGACAUUGGCGAGAGAAGAGAUUGGAGGAUGUGGAGGUGAUCGGACCUGCUGAUGACUGGUGCCAGGAGUGAAGAUCGGCCUCUGUGGAAGAGGCCCAUGAGCAGAAUUGGCCUGAUGGAGCAAAGGCACUCAGCGCAGCCCGGUACAAAAAGACAAUGGGACCAGGAUGCAAACAGCAUGGAUUGUACUGGAAGUGUGACACGGCACCAGAGAACUCAAACAGGAGAGAAACCCUUCAAGUGCACUGUGUGUGAGAAGGCAUUUGCAUGGUCAUCAGUUCUUCAAAAACACCGAAGAACACACACGGGAGAGAAACCCUUCAGGUGUAGUGUGUGUGGGAAGGCAUAUUCAGAUUCAUCUGUUCUUAAAAAACACCAGAGAACACACACAGGAGAGAAACCCUUCAGAUGUGGUGUGUGUGGGAAGGCAUUUUCAGACUCAUCCGCCCUUAAAAGACACCAGAGAACACACACGGGAGAGAAACCCUUCAGGUGCACUCUGUGCGGGAAGCCCUUUGCAGUGUCAUCACAUCUUAAAGAACACCAGAGAACGCACACAGGAGAGAAACCUUUCAAGUGCACUGUCUGUGAGAAGGCAUUUGCAUGGUCAUCAGAUCUUGAAAAACACCAAAGAACACACACAGGAGAGAAACCCUUCAAGUGCAGUGUGUGUGAGAAGGCAUUCGCACAGUCAUCAAAUCUUAAAAAACACCAUAGAACACACACAGGAGAGAAACAUUUCAAGUGCACUGUGUGUGAUAAGGCAUUUGCGCAGUCAUCACAUCUGAAAAAACACCAUAGAACACACACAGGUGAGAAACAUUUCAAGUGCACUGUGUGUGAGAAGGCAUUUGCACAGUCAUCAGUUCUUCAGAGCCACCAGCGAACACACACAGGAGAAAAACCCUUCAAGUGCACUGUGUGUGAGAAGGCAUUUGCAGAGUCAUCACAUCUUAAAAUACAUCAGAGAACGCACACAGAAGAGAAACAUUUCAAGUGCACUGUGUGUGAGAAGGCAUUUGCAUGGUUAUCAGGUCUUCAGAUCCACCAGAGAAUACACACAGGAGAGAAACCUUUCAAAUGCAGUUUGUGUGAGAAGACAUUUUCAAGUUCAUUUUGUUUUAAAAUGCACCAGAGAACACACACAGGAGAGAAACCCUUCAGGUGCACUCUGUGCGGGAAGCCCUUUGCAGUGUCAUCACAUCUUAAAGAACACCAGAGAACGCACACAGGAGAGAAACCUUUCAAGUGCACUGUCUGUGAGAAGGCAUUUGCACAGUCAUCAGUUCUUGAAAAACACCAAAGAACACACACAGGAGAGAAACCCUUCAAGUGCAGUGUGUGUGAGAAGGCAUUCGCACAGUCAUCAACUCUUAAAAAACACCAUAGAACACACACAGGAGAGAAACAUUUCAAGUGCACUGUGUGUGAUAAGGCAUUUGCACAGUCAUCACAUCUGAAAAAACACCAUAGAACACACACAGGUGAAAAACAUUUCAAGUGCACUGUGUGUGAGAAGGCAUUUGCACAGUCAUCAGUUCUUCAGAGCCACCAGCGAACACACACAGGAGAAAAACACUUCAAGUGCACUGUGUGUGAGAAGGCAUUUGCAGAGUCAUCACAUCUUAAAAUACAUCAGAGAACGCACACAGAAGAGAAACAUUUCAAGUGCACUGUGUGUGAGAAGGCAUUUGCAUGGUUAUCAGGUCUUCAGAUCCACCAGAGAAUACACACAGGAGAGAAACCUUUCAAAUGCAGUUUGUGUGAGAAGACAUUUUCAAGUUCAUUUUGUUUUAAAAUGCACCAGAGAAUACACACAGGAGAGAAACCCUUCAGGUGUACUCUGUGCGGGAAGCCCUUUGCAGAUUCAUCGCAUCUUAAAAUACAUCAGAGAAUGCACACAGGAGAGAAAGCUUUCAAGUGCACUGUGUGUGAGAAGGCAUUUGCAUGGUCAUCAGGUCUUCAGAUCCACGAGAGAACACACACAGAAGAUAAACCUUUCAAGUGCAGUUUGUGUGGGAAGGUGUUUUCAGGUUCAUUUCCUCUUAAACGGCACCAGAGAACACACAUGGGAGAGAAACCCUUCAGGUGCCUUUGGUGCGAUAAAGCGUUUGCAAAGUCAUCAGAUCUUCAAAAACACCAAAGAACACACACUGGAGAGAAACCCUUCAAGUGCACUGUGUGCGGAAAGGUGUUCACACGGUCAUCAUAUCUUCAAAGGCACCAGAGAACACACACAGGAGAGAAACUCUUCAAGUGCAGUGUGUGUAGGAAGGCAUUUUCAGAUGAAUCACAUCUUAAAAAACACCAUAGAAUACACACUGGAGAGAAACCUUGCAAGUGCUGUGUGUGUAGGAAGGCAUUUUCAGAUUCAUCAAAUCUUAAAAUACACCAGAGAACACACACAGGAGAGAAACCCUUCAAGUGCAGUGUGUGCGAUAAGGCAUUUUCAUUUUUAUUUUAUCUUAAAAUACACCAGAGAACACACACAGGAGUGAAACCCUUCAGGUGCACUCUGUAUGGUAAGGAGUUUGCACAGUCAUCUUAUCUUAAAAAACACCAUAGACCACACACAGGAGAGAAACAUUUCAAGUGCACUGUGUGUGAGAAGGCAUUUUCACAGUCAUCAAAUCUUAAGAAACACCAUAGAACACACACAGGAGAGAAACCCUUUAAGUGCACUGUGUGUGAGAAGGCAUUUGCACAGUCAUCAGUUCUUCAGGGCCACCAGAGAACACACACAGGAGAGAAACCCUUUAAGUGCAGUGUGUGUGGGAAGGCAUUUGCAAGUUCAUUUUAUCUUAAAAUACACCAGAGAAUACACACAGGAGAUAAACUCUUAAUGUGCAGUGUGUGUGGGAAGGCAUUUGCACAGUCACGACAUUUUCAUCGACACCAGAGAACACACAGGCAUCAGAAGAUCCCCAAGGAGUGUAGUCUGAAAUCGACUUGUGAAAGUCAAAGUACAUUAAUGAGCCCAUCCCUCCUGAAAAAAGAACCAGAAGUGAAUUCCAGCUUGGACACUAUGAAAUGUAUCAAGGUGAAAUUUGAAGAGGCGACAGUGAAGAGCGAAGAAGUGAAGGUGAAAUGUGAAGAUGUAGAUUCAACUCCAAAAUCGGACCUUCACUUCCAUAGAGGCAACGUGAAGAAGGAGGAACAUUCUGACUGUGAGGCAGAGCGAGGCAACUCUCAGCAGUUUGUCGAAGUGGAGGUGUGGGUGGACUUCUUAGACAAUACAAAGUCAAAUGGAGACCCUGUGGAUGUGUAAGCUUGAGACAAUGAAGCCCCAGUAGAUUCACCUUUGGCACAGGCCUUUAAUGAAAACAACGUGAAGUUGAACACUCCAUUUCUACGUUCAACUUGCAGAGUAAGAGCGACCAGUAUUUGCGGACCUGUGGGUUGGGUAGAACUCUAACUAGGAGCGGGAGCCAAUAAGCUCCCAAGCAUUCACUAUGUUAUAAUAAUAAUAAUUUUAGCAUUUAUAUGGUGCUUGCUUAAUCGCCUCAUCAACUCGGAGUUUUGUAUCAUAUCUUAUCACAAACACUCGAAGAGAAUGUGGUAUAUAUGACUUUCCAAAAAUAUAUAUUGAAAGUGAUUCAGACUUUUUUUGGAAUAAUUUUGAUCGGGAUGUAGCGCUGGGGCACGGAAAGGGUGAGUCCUCGUCGCUGCCUCUUGCCUUGCCACACAAAAGACAGCUGGAGGAUAAUUACUCACAAGCCUGCUUGGGAAGUCAUAAAAUGUAAUAUAAAAAACUGGCAAACCCAAAGGGGGGCUAAUGGGAUUCUGCGAGAAAUCCCCAGUUGACUUCAAGAGAAGGCCGCCAUAAAGGAAACAACCCACAAUAAAACAAACAUGAGACGGAAACAGCAGGGGGCACGAACCUCCCUUGGUCAGCAAAAUUCACCCAAAAUACAACAAUAAGUCCGAAGCUUAAAUCUUCAACCUCAGGAUAUCAAAAUAUAACUUGAGAAUGAGAAGCACGGAUCCCUAGCGAUACAGAUGGGGAACAAACAUUAUACAACCCUCGGAAUAUUCUUGGUAACAACUAUGGUAUACCACGAAUCUUGGUUAAGCAUGAACCAAAUAAUAAUUAUGAAAGUGUUAGACCUAGUGUCAUUCAGAAGAGAUACAAUGCGAAAUAUGUCAAUCUCACCUGAUCAAUAUAAUGUAUUCCACGGGAUCAGAGCCUCACCAACCGCCUUCGUCUUCGAGUAGCUAACAGCACAUGGUAGCAGUAAAUUAUGUAUGCAAAGGGGUGCCUCCUAAUAUAUCAAAUACCACGCAAUAAUUCCAAACUGCAACGUGAGUGCUGUGAACGCUGCUUGCCUGCCGGAGGAGCUCGCCGAUGGGCUACAUGACCCAGCCAACGCAGCCUUGCCUGCCGGAGGAGCUCGCCGAUGGGACUUUGUCCAGAUCUUUCAAGGAUUUGUGAGCUCCUCACACAAUCCAGCCUGGUUAAACCCAGGAUGGAUCUUUAGCAGGCCAGCCUAAAUGUUUCUAACCGGCGAAGUUUCUCCAUUAGGGGGGUUCACGUUUCGCAAGCAUAGAGAAGGGAGGGAAUGACCGUGUCCGAGAAGACCUGAAGCUUCGUGGGAAGCGACAGAUCAGGUAGCUUCCACACAGCGUUACGCAGCCGAUGAAAACAUAAUGCCGCUCGACUGAUUUGGAGACCUCCAUUGUUAAACCGGAGCUGGUCAUGAGCACACUGCCCAGAUAUGGGAAACUCUCCACUCUCUCCACAACUGCCCCAUCACUGAUUGUAAGUUGUGUGGGUUGAGUGCUUGAUGGUACAAAAUACCCAGGCAGGUGUCUAGUUUUGUUGGGGCUGAUAGUAAGGCCCCACCUAUUAGUGGCACGCUCCAGGCUCAGCAGCGGCGCCUCCAACUCCUCUGAGUGAGUGGCAAUUACCAGAUCAUCGGCAUACAUAACCUGGUUGACCAAUAGGGAGCCAUCCCUUGACCGCACCCGGGCAUCGAUCAGCCUCCCAUUGUAUCUGCACCAGAUGGAAAUUCCUCUGGUACAGCCAUCAAAAGCUUCAUGAACUACGUGGUCGAAAAAUAUGUAAAAUAAUGUGGAAGCCAGAGGACAUUCCUGUCGCACCCCAAGGUGAAAACGGGGAAUGGCUCCGAUUCCCAGCCACAAAGUUUUACCCGGGCCUGCUCACCUUCAUGAAGGUCCUUAAUGAUUGUGAGCAGAGGGUCAGGGACUCCAAAAGCACGAAGAACAACCCAGAGCCCAGGCCUACUGAUGGUAUCAGGCCUUGACCAGGUCAAUAAAGCAGAGAUGUGGGUCUCGUUGGAAUUCCCUCCGGACAGAAAAUACGGCAUCUGUGCAGGACCGCCCUUUCCUGAAACCGCAUUGUUGCUCCGCAAGCCUCUCCUCAGCGUGUCUGGCAAAGCGAUGUUGAAUAAUCCUUACCAGGACCUUUCCCGGCACACUGAGAAGUGAGAUGUUGUUACAGUCUGUGUGGUCCCCCUUCUGAAAGAGGGGGACCACCAGGGCAUCCUUCCAAUCCUGCAGAACCCAUCCAGUGGUCCAGACUGUUGUUAUGAUGUCAUGUCUGUGCACAAACGCUACCCUCCCUCAGCAUUUCGCUUGGGAGAUCAUCUCUGACCGGUGCCUUUCCUGGUCUCAGACUCUGGAUCGUCUUUAGGACUUCCUCAAAAGAUCGCACCUCAGCCAGACACUCACAGGGGGUUACUUCUUCUUCCAACAUUUGAGACACCGCAGCCUCAGCAGGGUCAUCCCCACUUUGUCCCACGAUGUUUUCCAUGCUGAGGGAUUUUCUCCCCCAGGACUUCACAGAAAUGCUCAGCAAAUCUGCAAACUUAUUCCUGGGGGUCGGAGAUUGGAUCACCGUCUUUCCCCCAAAUGAUGGUAAAAGGUGUGACAUUGCAGGUUACUUUUUUGAUGGAGUUAAAUAGUGAUUUAUGAUCGCGAGCCUAUUGAGGCAGACUCCAUCUCCUUAGCAACCUGCUACCAUCAACCAUCCUUGCAGCGCCUCACGGCUCUAGGAAACUUCAAACGAAGGCUGUGGUAAGCCUCCUUAUUCUCUGACGUGAGAUGCUGCAACUGAUUAGAGUGGGCCUGUCGCUUUUUCUCAGCCAGCUUGAACACCUCCUCUGUCAGCCAGGGUCUAUGGGGAGUUCUGGACCGUGUACCCAAAGCAGCCAUUGCAGCUGCAUGAGUCACAGUCCUAAACCUCGCCCAUUUACCCUCGACAUCUGGAGGAUUGGGGUACGAUGCCAACCCCAGCCGCAAGCGAUGAUUAAAUUCUCGCUUGCAACUUUCAUCAGCUAGCUGAGACCAGGCCACUUUAGGCUUUAAUGGGGUCCUGGGUGUUCACCCAGCACCGGAGUGGAAGAAUGGCAGACACAUCUUACAGAUGACAAGUCGAUGGUCAGUGGGCAGAUCAGCUCCAUGGUAGGUCCUGGUCUCAAGGACAUGGGCCCGCAUCCGCUGUUCCAUCACUACGUAGUCCAGCAGGUGUUCUUGCUUGAACCUGGCAUGCAUCCAUGAUGUGUGGAUGUGCCGAUUCCGGCACAUCCACACAUCAUGUUGGUAAUUAUGCCUUACAAUCACUCCAGGCCAAGUGCCAGUAUCAUGACCAACUCAGGCAUUGAAGUCUCCCAACAGGAUGACUCUAUCCCGAGGGGCCACUUUAGCUAGCACCUGUGACAGGAGGUCAUAAAAGGCAUCUGACUCAUCGGCCUUGCCUGCAUCCCUCCAUGGAUGUUUGUCUUCGGUGGGGGCAUAAGUAACUAUGACCACCACUCCUCGCCUCUGGUUGAUUUGAAGGCGAGCCCAAAGUAUUCUGGGGCUUACCGCUUCCCACACCUCACCGCCACGUUCCCACGCCCCCUUCAUUCUUUUCAGAAGAAGAGCCACUCCCUGUUGUUUGGUAGUUUCCUGCCCCGAGUAGAGGGCUGUCCACACCCUCAUGGUGGCAGGAGCCUGAGCCAGUCCACCAGACCUCCUGAAUACCACAGCACAGAGAUCCAGGCAGCAUCGGUCCAGCUCCCGAUAGAGGAGUGGCAGCCUCUCCUACGCAGUGAACAUUCAAACAUUCCACGUGGCCAUCCGUAGUAGCUUUUUGUUGUUUCUGGAGGAGCCCCGAGGGUCAAGAUUCAAUCUCCUGGCUCCGCCAAAUGGGGUUUGGCCAGGAGAUGUCAUAGAUGCCUGUCCCCCCGGGGCCUCCGGCACAAGCUUAUUAAUUAGAUAUUUUAUACGUGGUUUUGUGGUAAUUCAUUGAAGGUGGAGGGGUUUACAGCCCCUCGCACUCGUCCAGAGCCCCCAUUUAGCCGCUGUGGUGGUUACACACGCCAUGAGGGGAAAGACCAAUCUAAACUGGCCCUCCCCCCCACGGCAUUGCCCACCACAGCGUUGCCCUUCGGCAUCACGAGAAUGUAGGGGGUUUUUGCCGCAAGAAGAUAACACACCCACACACACAACGCUCAUAUUGGUACUAAUAAUGUUCCAAAAAGUUAUUUUUGUUUCGAAAAGGGUUGCCAUCCCAAGGUGGUGCGUUAACUAUUAGUUAAUCGUGAAAAGAAUUGUUCUGUCCCUUGAGUUACAUGAAUACGGUCGUUUAGAAGCAUUUUAGUAAUUUGUUUUUGUUAAUUGCAUAACCUUACCAAUGAAUUCAUUGAUGACACACGAAGCAUCUAUGUUACGAAUCUACACACUCACAGGAAUACUAUUGUGUUGAGAUUUUUAUUCUGAUCUUUCCCGCAAAUUAAUUGAUGUCCCAUUAGCCAAUUGAUAAGCAUCUGUUAGCCAAACAGGCACGCUAGCACUCACACUAUUGUUUGAGGACAUUUUGUUACUUGCAUAAUCUUACCAUGAAUUCAUUGAUAUCUACUGUUUGCCAUUGGGCACAUGUUUCUUUAGCAUGUUUUAUAUGAAUAUUGUAAAACAUGUACGGACUUUUCCUAUCGCCGUGUAUGGUUGCGCUACUCGGAGGAGUUAGCCGAUUGUUCUGUUACUUAGUUUUAACAAACCUUACAAUUGAGGGUUCAUUGUACAGAUUAAUGAGUAGGACAUCUUCAGGAGUACGGUAUUGACAAUUCCGAUCAUAAGUGUAUUCGCAUAUUAGAGUGUUUUUAGAUAUUAAAGUUGCUUAACAUAGAAGAGUCUGAGUGGUUCCUUCCUAAGUUCAUGCUAAAUAAUCUUAAUUAUAAGAACUGUUAAGAUCUGAAUUCUGAGACCUGAUAGAAUUACACUAAGUCAUAAUCAGUAAAAGUUAAAGCGAGAAUCAUUGUAUUAUCACGAUUGGUAAUACACCCUGGGCAAAGAAGCUGAGCCUAAUUUGUAUAAUUGCAUACAUUUAGAUAAUUCCAUAAAUUUGCUUGAUUUAUGAAACUACACAUUUUCCAUUGACUUAAAGCCUUCGUGACUGCAGGAAUUCAUACUCUUCGGGUCUUUCGGUAAAGUAACGUAUAUUGAAUUUUUUUAAAAACCACGACGUUUUGAUCGCAACACAAGCAAUCGUCCUCAGGUGAAGAAAUAUA
Lethenteron reissneri (Far Eastern brook lamprey) is the source of this 8711-nucleotide messenger RNA. Its product is annotated as zinc finger protein 91-like. Gene Ontology annotation, biological process: regulation of transcription by RNA polymerase II. Lineage: Eukaryota; Metazoa; Chordata; Hyperoartia; Petromyzontiformes; Petromyzontidae. Gene Ontology annotation, cellular component: nucleus. Gene Ontology annotation, molecular function: RNA polymerase II cis-regulatory region sequence-specific DNA binding; DNA-binding transcription activator activity, RNA polymerase II-specific. The record is from RefSeq and is a predicted model, not a curated record.